Messenger RNA from Guyanagaster necrorhizus, 569 nucleotides. RefSeq lists its product as uncharacterized. The record is from RefSeq and is a predicted model, not a curated record. The transcript is spliced from 3 exons. The coding region runs from base 104 to 529 and encodes 141 amino acids. Lineage: Eukaryota; Fungi; Basidiomycota; Agaricomycetes; Agaricales; Physalacriaceae.
ACGGUAUCGACGGCCCGGAUGAACCCUUUUUGGGCUAGAUUACUUGUUUCGGAUAAUUGAAAUAGCAGUGCAACGAGUUUGUUCUUUUCUCCUUUUAACGUCGAUGGCGUCGUCGACGACGACCGCCUUUGCGCUGCCGCCCGGCCUCCAUGAUGUCACCAUUGGAACGUCGUUGUCUCGCCUUCUUCGCCAACGCAAGGGCGCACCUGCCAAGCGAUCGAAUAUGCCCCUUCGUGACUUUUAUUCGCUGCGAUACAACUUCAAGCCGUCGUCAGUUGAUACCACAAAAUCCGGUACUCUCGAGGUCCGUAAGAGCCAGGGCGAUAGUGCGUCCGUCACCGUGGAGCACCCCAGCACCCAGGUCAGAGUGCCACUUUACAGCUUUCUCAACCUCACUAACAAGCCACGCAGCCGGGAGAGGUCCAUGUCUUCAAUGGUAACGAGAAUGCAGCCAAGGACUAUGCCUGUGUGCUCAUCUUUGACGAACAGACCGGGAGAUUCUCUCUCGAAAAGCUUGACUCUGUCUUGACUGUCGACUACACUGAAAAGCGAACAGGGGCACCUGUAGA